AUUGUAUUGCUGUAUAGCACUUCCUGAUUCUCAUACGAGCGAGAACUGACACUGAUUUGUAUAAUUUUAUCAUGAAUAUUGUUAACAAAGUCAAGAUUAAGAACACCUGGGAUGGUUAAUUUGUCCAGAUUUAUCAGGAUGCUGACUAUUCUAGGAUUCAUCGUUCCAUUGUUAAUCAUUCUGGUUAUUUUUGCUGUAUCAUUCCUUUCAAAUUUUGCGACCAGCAAAAAGUAAGAAAGAUCAACUUAUCAACUUCAAGUAGGCAGAUUUAUCAGGUUGCAAAUAGACUAAAGAGAAUUUAAUAAUAUCAAUUUUUUGAAUAUCAGCACACCUAGGAGAAUGAAAAGAUCAUAAGUAUAAAGAAUAGAAAAUCAUGUCAGGCAACUAUUAUUUCGUGAUUGUUGGACAUUUGGACAAUCCAAUUUUUGAAAUGGAGUUUUGUCCACCAACCAGGGCAAAUGAACCCAAGAAAGAUGACCAUCGUCACUUGAACCAGUUCGUGGCUCAUGAGGCUUUGGAUCUGGUAGAUGAACAAGUGUGGACCACGAACAACAUGUACCUUAAAAUUGUGGACAAAUUCAAUGAGUGGCUUGUCUCAGCCUUUGUCACAGCUAGCCGAAUGAGAUUCAUGAUGCUUCAUGAUGUGAAAAAUGAGGAUGGAAUAAAGAAUUUCUUCACCGAGACUUAUGAAAUGUAUAUAAAGCAUUCCAUGAAUCCGUUUUAUGAAAUCAACAAGCCAAUCGUGUCCCCUGCAUUUGAGAAAAAAGUUCAGACGUUUGGAAGGAAAUACCUAACCGGAUGAAGUAUGAAAUUUACACUUGUGUGUAUCUUGUCAUUGUGCAAUAAUGCUAUUUUCUGUUUUUACGUAUGUUUAUGUAUAUAUA
Molecule: messenger RNA, 884 nt
Organism: Saccostrea cuccullata (small rock oyster)
Lineage: Eukaryota; Metazoa; Mollusca; Bivalvia; Ostreida; Ostreidae
Product: trafficking protein particle complex subunit 2-like
Exons: 7
Coding region: 374-802 (142 amino acids)
Biological process (GO): endoplasmic reticulum to Golgi vesicle-mediated transport
Cellular component (GO): TRAPP complex; nucleus; cytoplasm
Source: RefSeq, a predicted model, not a curated record